This is a messenger RNA of Cololabis saira (Pacific saury), 3308 nucleotides long. It is a transcript of the gene ptprnb, whose product is annotated as protein tyrosine phosphatase receptor type Nb. NCBI's taxonomy places the organism in Eukaryota, Metazoa, Chordata, Actinopteri, Beloniformes, Belonidae. Gene Ontology annotation, cellular component: secretory granule. The transcript has 22 exons. Gene Ontology annotation, molecular function: protein tyrosine phosphatase activity. The record is from RefSeq and is a predicted model, not a curated record. Gene Ontology annotation, biological process: protein dephosphorylation. Bases 66 to 2753 code for a protein of 895 amino acids.
CCUCUCCUCGGCAGCAGACAUGGAGAGCUGCUAGAAGCGCAGCAGCAGGCUCCGGUGGAAGCACCAUGAGGUCCCGGCGGCUCCGGGGGGCUCCGAGCCUCCUGCUCCUCCUCCUCCUCACCGCCUCCUGCCGGCCGUGCGCGGCCGCCCGUCACGGUUGUUUGUUUGAGAAGAAGCUUUGUCCCAGAGAUCAGCAGUGCAACGAUGAUGGCUUGUUUGGACGGUGUCAGACUCCUCUCCAGGAGCCGGUCCAGUACCAGGUGUCGGCCCCCGUCCUGCACAAGCUGCAGGAGGUUCUCAAGGACCUGAUGGUGCAGGGUCUGACCUGGAGGGACGACGUGACCCAGGCGGCCAUCGGCCGAGAGCUGAGUCACGUUCCCACCGUCCGUCCAACACUCCACGACAAGUCGCCCAAACAGUCGGCCAGACUCUUGGGUCCUGGUUCUCAGAGGGUUCAGGGUUCAGAAGACUCCGCUGACCCCGAGCUGAUGCGGCAGUACAUGGACUACAUGGUCCUGGAGCCGCCCCGCUCCUCGGUGCACAUGCAGACCCCCCUGCUGGACCCGUACACCUAUCAACAGCAGCAGUUCGGUUACCAGGACGACGAGGAGCGUUCACUCAACUCCCUGGACGGCGGCCCGGCCUCGCAGCGCUCCAGGUCUCCGGGAGCCUCUCUGGACCGAGACCGGCAGCUUCUCCAGGACCUGCUGUCCUUGUAUCUCACCUCCCCGUCCUCCUCUUCCUCCUCCUCCCCCUCACGGUCGUUGUCCCGCCCUUCCUCGCUGUCCUCCUCUUCCUCGUCUCUUUUGCCGGAGCUGGACUUCCCGCUGGACUACGGCGAGGACUACGUUUCCCAGAUGACGCAGCUCAGUGACGAGCCGCCGCAGCAGGAGAAGAAGACGGAGUACGACCUGCUGUCGGGACUCGACGAGCCGUCUCUGCAGAAGUUGGCGCUGCUGCUCGACCACUACGGCCUCGGGGUCAAGGACCUGUCUCCGGAGCAGAAGGAGGACCUGCCGGCGGCUCUGAAGCAGCUGCAGCUGGAGAACUCAUUCGCCCGCAAACAGAGCAAAGAUAAAUACGGGAGCAACACUGCCGUAGGGAAGAAGCUCACAGAGGGCUCGAUGGCGUAUAAGACGAUCUCGCAGGAGACGCCGGCCUCCACCGCUAAAGCAGGCGGCCAGAAGGAGGUGACGCCCACCGAGGAGGCGAGCCGGGGCGAAGCGGGCCAGCAGUUCGGAUACAUCCUCACCAACCAGAGCGUGGUCGCACCUGCCGUCACCUUCAGGGUCAGACCCGACGCCAAGAACCUGACGGCUGCAGACGGCACCAACGGAGCAGAGAAGAACUUCCUGCAGUCCGAGAUGGGCCUGAAGAUGCUGCAGAACAGUGACGGAGAGAGCAAUGAAGGGAAGUCGUUGCCCCUGGCAACCAGAGUCCAGCCCCGCUCCCGCUGGGCGUUUGCAACCCUGGUGGCCAUGGCCUGCAUCGGCAGCGUCCUGGUGGCAGGCAUGACCAUCGCCUGCCUCCGUCACCAUGCUCACCGGCUGGCGGCCAAGAAACUGGGGCUGGGACCAGAGGGAGGCGGCUUCAGCCACCAGGAGUACCAGGACCUGUGUCGCCAGCACAUGGCCUCCAAGGGCGCCUUCGGACGCCUGGAGGCCGCUGCCCUGGGCGCCGUGGGAGGACCCGGUGGAGCAGGUGGAGGAGCUGGAGGAGGAGCGGGCAGCGGCGGCGGUGUCUCGGCGGGGGGCGGAGGCGUUGACUCCAGGGUGAGCAGCGUGUCGUCUCAGUUCAGCGACGGAGCGCAGCCCAGUCCCAGUUCCCACAGCAGCACGCCGUCCUGGUGCGAGGAGCCGGCGCAGGCCAACAUGGACAUCUCCACCGGUCACAUGAUACUGGCUUACAUGGAGGACCACCUGAGGAACAAGGACCGCCUGAUGAAGGAGUGGGAAGCCCUGUGCUCGUACCAGGCCGAGCCCAGCGCCGUGUCCGUGGCGCAGAGCGACGCCAACACCAAGAAGAACCGCUGUCCCGACUCGGUGCCCUAUGACCACUCCAGGGUGAAGCUGAAAGCAGAGAUCAACCCCUCGCGGUCGGACUACAUCAACGCCAGCACCAUUAUUGAGCAUGACCCCCGGAUGCCGGCCUACAUCGCCACCCAGGGCCCGCUUUCACACACCAUCUCUGACUUCUGGCAGAUGGUUUGGGAGAAUGGCUGCACCGUGAUUGUGAUGAUGACAGCUCUGGUUGAAGAUGGAGAGAAGCAGUGUGACCGAUACUGGCCCGACGAAGGCUCGUCCCUCUACCACAUCUACGAGGUGAACCUGGUGUCGGAGCACAUUUGGUGUAACGACUUCUUGGUGCGUAGCUUCUACCUGAAGAACGUUCAGACGCAGGAAACCCGCACGCUCACGCAGUUCCACUUCCUCAGCUGGCCGGCGCAGGGCAUCCCCACCUCCACGCGCCCCCUGCUGGACUUCCGCAGGAAGGUGAAUAAGUGCUACAGAGGUCGGUCGUGCCCCAUCAUCGUUCACUGCAGCGACGGCACAGGCCGGACCGGCACUUACAUCCUGAUUGACAUGGUUCUGAAUCGCAUGGCUAAAGGUGUGAAAGAGAUCGACAUCGCUGCGACCCUGGAGCACGUCCGAGACCAGAGACCCGGGAUGGUGCGCACCAAGGACCAGUUUGAGUUUGCGCUGACAGCGGUCGCUGAGGAGGUGAACGCCAUCCUCAAAGCUCUGCCCCAGUGAAACCGGUAUGGUCCAGCUGCCAGAGCGUCGGACUCCAACCCCCCCUCAACUCUGACCCUCACUUCUGUGUACGACGAAGACUAGCGCAUCUUUCUGCACGUCCGCUGAAGCCUUGAAACCAAACGGUGCAAAAAACAAGAAUAAGGGUCAGAAGAACUGCUGUAGCUCAGAUGUGAUGUGUUCAGGGACCCUCGGAAAGAAAUGCAUUCUUGGGACUUGGAAGAAAAUACUCCUGAACUGUAUCCAAGUCUCUUCUCAUUGCUGUAAUUCUGUGUAAAGAAAAAUAUUUCCUUCCUCGUGUGGCUGAUGUUUGAAGUUGUUGCUUCUAAAGUCAGGGGAAGCUGAAUUUAAUUCAUGGCUGAUUUGUGAUUUCAAGGCGUCAGCUGGUUUGAAAGAUCACUGAAUGUCCACCUGCUGCAUCAUCCUCUGCCUGCUGAAAACAUCCUCCUGUGUGCCGUCUGACUCUGGGUAUGUGGUUCACCUCAAGCAAGAUUUAAAAAAAUGGAAUAAAAAAAAAGAAUAUUUUGUAUCAGUGAGACCUUUAAUAAACGUGUG